Schistocerca serialis cubense is the source of this 408-nucleotide messenger RNA. Its product is annotated as proline-rich protein 2-like. The record is from RefSeq and is a predicted model, not a curated record. The transcript has 3 exons. Bases 1 to 408 code for a protein of 135 amino acids. NCBI's taxonomy places the organism in Eukaryota, Metazoa, Arthropoda, Insecta, Orthoptera, Acrididae.
AUGUACACUCAAGCAUGGAGAUUUUGUCCAUGCUAUCAGUUCAGUUACCCUCAGUCACCAAUAAAAAUAUCUGCACGUAUACCCUUUACAUCCUAUAAAGGGAGUUUCCAAGUUCGUCCACUUGCCCAACAGAUUACCUUACCAACGGAUGCUGCGUUGAUAGCUGGGACAGUGCUGGGGCCCGAGAUGGAGGAGGAGCAGCAGCAGCAGCAGCAGCCGCAGCCUGACCCGAGGAGGCCUCGUCCACCCCCGCCCGCUCCCCCGCGGCCGAGGCCACCAGUGCCACCCCCGCAGCCUCCGCAGCCACCACCAGCUCCACCUGCUGGACCCAAGAUGGUGGUUAUCGGUAGUCGGGUUUAUCAGCUAGUCCAUCUAGGAACCUAUGUAAACAAACCAUAUAUCACAUAA